Prorocentrum cordatum is the source of this 848-nucleotide messenger RNA. The record is from the annotation of a GenBank genome assembly. Lineage: Eukaryota; Dinophyceae; Prorocentrales; Prorocentraceae.
UUUUGGGCUUACACUGGUCCUCCUCCUCCCCCUCCGCCUCCAACACCUCCUCCUCCUCCUCCUCCGAUUCCUCCGAUUCCUCCUCCUCCUCCUGGGCGGGGCCAUGACCUUUGUGUCCUACGCCCGCUGGGGGCGCUGCCGCGCCGCCGCGCUGUCCCCGUGGAGCCGGCGGGUCAACCUGCUGCUGCGGGCCCACCGGGGGCUUGCCGGCGCGCCGCUGCUACGCGCGGCGGCGGAGCACAGGCCGCUGAUGGGCUUCGCCGAGCAGAGUCCGGUGCGCCUGGUGUGGCCAGACAGCGGGAGAGGGAACGGUACCGGUAGAGAGCUUCUGCACCUCAGGCGAUUCAGGCCGCAAUCGCUGGGAGCGACUCGGACGUUAUAUUGCGGCGCAUCUUCUCAGAAAUGAUGGAGUCCUCGAUACCAAAAUGGUCAACAAGAUAUUAGCACGAUGGGCUGAGAGCUUGCCGCUGUGCGUUGUACAGGUCCUGGUGGACUGCCGCCAUAUCACUACGGGGCGUGACGGAUUCGGAGGUGCAAGAUGGGGUGGAGAAGCCAAUUGUUAUAUCAAUGCGAUGCCUGGUCGCUCACAUCCAGGUCGUCGCGCGAGCCUGCCGUCAUCCUCAUCCACAGCCUCGUAGGAGUGGAGAGCAGCUUUUUUGGGCGUCGCGCUUUGAAAAGUUCAUUGGCCUCCUCUCAGCGCAAUCGUACUGGGAGCGCCCUGCGACCGUUCUAUUGGUAGUUUCGCCAUUCACACUUUACCCUGGUGUUUGUCCCUCCAGCACCCACCUGCUGUUCUUCAAUCCCGCUUCCCAAGACUACAGAAAAGAGGGAAGGAGACGAGAUGCAGG